Messenger RNA from Chlamydomonas reinhardtii, 3091 nucleotides. RefSeq lists its product as uncharacterized. The record is from RefSeq and is a predicted model, not a curated record. The transcript has 13 exons. NCBI's taxonomy places the organism in Eukaryota, Viridiplantae, Chlorophyta, Chlorophyceae, Chlamydomonadales, Chlamydomonadaceae. Bases 255 to 2552 code for a protein of 765 amino acids.
CUUACUGUUUCACGGCAUGUUAUGCUUAUGCAUUCUCAGUUUUGAGAAGCUGUGCUGCCCGACUGUGCGCAAACUGGGAUCUUUGCUGCUUCGCUGGUAGGCAAGUUUCAAGCGCCUGGCCUAGUGAAACACGGGACUCUAUCGAUCCUCAAACUGAAUGGUCUCUGCACGCCUCGAGUCAAAAGACAACAAGGCGUUCUUGCGACGACCUCGUGCGGCUGCUGGCCCUCUGGAAUGCCUUUGGAAGUUCGGGCAUGAUACUCAUUCAAGGUGGUUAUCAUGAAAGACAGUCAGUCCUGUCAGCAGGCAUCCCCAGGCUCCCUGCACCCCCGCCAACGUGUGCGUCGGCUCGCUACGUUGCACUACCCACCGCGCCACAGCCUUCUCUGUCCUCUCCUUCGCGAGCUUUCCCAGCCAGCCUCCACUCUCUGCCUCCGGUUCUGCUCCCUCGCACUGCCGUCCAGCCGCCACCGCCUCCUUUUCCUUCCCCUCCUUCGCGCGCUGUCAGCCUCCAGCCUCCCCACUCGCUCACAUUCCACUCGACCCAGGCCCCACCUUCUCCUGCUCGCUUACCCAACCAGCCCGGCUUUGACCACCGCGCUCCCUGGCCAGCCCGCAUCCACUGCCGCCUCCUCCCACACAUCCCCGUCCAGCCCACCUCAGCUUUUGCCCGUUCCUCAAGAACCACCGUGCGCGCGCCCUUUCCAGCGGCUGGUGUCAAGCCCGCAGGUAACGGCGUGCCGGCACGUGCGAUGCGCCCCGCCUCAAGAACCACCGUGCGCGCGCCCUUUCCCGCGGCUGGUGUCAAGCCCGCAGGUAACGGCGUGCCGGCACAUGCGGUGCGCCCAGCUUACGCCUCAAGAACCACCGUGCGCGCGCCCUUUCCCGCGGCUGGUGUCAAGCCCGCAGGUAACGGCGUGCCGGCACGUGCGAUGCGCCCCGCCUACGCCUCAAGAACCACCGUGCGCGCGCCCUUUCCCGCGGCUGGUGUCAAGCCCGCAGGUAACGGCGUGCCGGCACAUGCGGUGCGCCCAGCCUACGCCUCAAGAACCACCGUGCGCGCGCCCUUUCCCGCGGCUGGUGUCAAGCCCGCAGGUAACGGCGUGCCGGCACAUGCGGUGCGCCCAGCCUACGCCUCAAGAACCACCGUGCGCGCGCCCUUUCCCGCGGCUGGUGUCAAGCCCGCAGGUAACGGCGUGCCGGCACAUGCGGUGCGCCCAGCCUACGCCUCAAGAACCACCGUGCGCGCGCCCUUUCCCGCGGCUGGUGUCAAGCCCGCAGGUAACGGCGUGCCGGCACGUGCGAUGCGCCCCGCCUACGCCUCAAGAACCACCGUGCGCGCGCCCUUUCCCGCGGCUGGUGUCAAGCCCGCAGGUAACGGCGUGCCGGCACAUGCGGUGCGCCCCGCCUACGCCUCAAGAACCACCGUGCGCGCGCCCUUUCCCGCGGCUGGUGUCAAGCCCGCAGGUAACGGCGUGCCGGCACAUGCGGUCCGCCCCGCCUACGUAACGGCGUGCCGGCACAUGCGGUGCGCCCCGCCUACGCCUCAAGAACCACCGUGCGCGCGCCCUUUCCCGCGGCUGGUGUCAAGCCCGCAGGUAACGGCGUGCCGGCACAUGCGGUGCGCCCCGCCUACGCCUCAAGAACCACCGUGCGCGCGCCCUUUCCCGCGGCUGGUGUCAAGCCCGCAGGUAACGGCGUGCCGGCACGUCGCUACGUGUGUGGCGCCUCCCGUCAUCGGUGCACAGGCCUUCAUGGAGCCUGCCACCCGCUCAGCGCAAGCAUUGACUGUGAUGACAGUCAGGCUCACGGCACGCGCUGCACGGUGGCGGGGUGCUGCUCGAACACUCGGACAAUGCCCCAGUGCUGCUGCUCUGUGCGCGUCAGGCCACAGCGUUAACAAGGUCGCGUCAUGUUGGAAGGCUGCCGCAUCACUAGCGGUGCCGAGCAAUGGCAGUGCACCCAUUGCCGACAGGCGGCGGAGCUGCAGGGGUGCGCGUAAUCUGGAUAUGCUCCGGCAGUGGAGCUGUCCGGGACUGCCAAUACAUGAUGCGGUGCGCCCUGGUGGCGCUUCCACCAUGGGCUCAACCAGUGGACGCACGACUGGUUUACAGGUGACGCGGCAGCAGGAACGGGGAGGUUCCAUGCCUCAGAUUGCCGCCAUGGACACAACCGCCUUCCUCACCUCCUCCGCGGUCAAGUAUGGGCCCGUGUGCAAGCUGUGGUUCAGCACUCAGGCCUGGUUCAGCACUCAGCCCUGGGUCAUCAACGACCCCAAGCUCGUCAGGCGCCACUCCUUCCGCUGGCGCGCCCGCCCCUCCCUUCGCCUCCUACUUCCAAGUCAUGACGGGCGAGAACCGGGCCAUCGACCGGGCGGGGGUUGGUGCUGGCGGAGGGUGAGGCAUGGCGCCGCACCAGGCGUGUGUUGGAGGGCUCCAUCAUCCACCCCGCCAGGAAACGAGUGGUGGGGCAGCACAACGCAGCAGCAUGCUACGCGAUGCACUUUUGGGGCGGGCUGGUCCAGACCGGCCUUCCACCAUCACAAGUGCUGAACAUCUUAUUGGAGGAUACAGGUUGCGCAGCUGGCUGCGUGCUGCACGUGCUUCAGCAGUCAUCAGUCCGUGUCACUGAAUGGUGUAUUGCCUGGGAGGACUCUGCCCUGGGUCGGGGUAAUCAAUUGCAACCACGUAUGCGUAUUGUACUUUAAGGACUGAUGUGCUGCGUGUGAAACUUGGUUGGUAGGGUGGUGCGGGGUGGGGCAUGGAAGCGGAUACGGCAUUUUAGAACUGGUGGGGUGUCCGUAAGAAUGGAAGCAUCGAGUCCAAGCAUAAGGGCCCACGCGUCUCUUGUUGGGUUCUACCUUGCAAGCAUUUUUAUAGUUGAACAAGAAAGACCGGGCCGUGGCAAGCACUAUGUCCAAUGCAUGGCUGUCCAGGAUAGGGACCGCACAUCAGUGUACUGGUAAAUGGCAGGCAUGCGUCCGUGUGGCUGCGGCGUGUAGGCAGUGCCUGUGAAUGACGCCAGGAACACUUGUCAAGUUGCGAUAGAACGUGAAAGAAGCCUCCAUGCAACGUAAUAGCAUGAUAGAGGU